AUGGGACUACAUCAGCAUUACUGCUGCUCUUUGAUACAUAUCGCAACACUGCGCCGUGAACCGACAGAGACAAAUGCGCCAAGAAAAUCAUGGAAGUCGAAGAUUUCUCCUCCAUCACAAUCUUCACGCUUGUAAUACUGUCAUUACUGACUAUCUUUGCUGUACUUGGUAAUGGGUUCGUUCUUGGUAUCCUUGCUCGGUUUAAGAAGCUUCGCACCUUUGCAAACAUUCUCAUUGCCAAUUUGGCGUUGGUUGAUUUUUCCAACGCACUCUUCAACGGACCUAUAUACCUACUUUGGGGUGUCUUGAAAGUCAAAUGGUUUACAGGAAAGACUUUGGCAAUAAUGUCAAUUUUUGCGUCCCGCUUUUUCUUUCUCCUUAACGUCGUCUCCAUGUUGGUGCUGCUGGGAAAUGCUUUUCUAGCGAUAGCACUGAACCUGAAAUAUUUCACCUUGAAGACCAAGGAAAAAGCUUUGGCCAUAGUGCUGGGUGUGUGGAUGGUCUGUGUUACCAGCGCGGUUAUCUCCUUAUAUCCUCAUUUGGACACCGACCUUCAAGAUGCUUCUGUGUCCACAUAUCGUCGUUCUUUUAUGAAUCAAAGUACUGUGCUUUUCACCGUAAUCGGCGCGUCGUUCAUUGUCACUGCAAUAGUACUUGGCGUCAUGGCUUACUGCGCUAUUCAAUUGAGAAAACGGCAGGUAAGAAGACAGAGGGUAAAUUAUAUGAUCUUCUAUAUUCUAGAACUUUUCGUAAAAUCUUCAUAGUUUGCUUUACAGACGUUAGCGCGUUAAAUAUUUCUCCGCAUGUAAGAAGAAAAACGAAACCCUUCUGACCUGUAAAUUUUUUUAUCGUCAAGAUGAAAUAGAAAGAAUAAGCAAAGAAAUGGAUUUAAGAAGGGAAAAAAAUGGGGUCGAAAUGCCACUUCGGAAAGGGAAGUACAGUCAAAGUUAAGAUAUGGCUGUCGGGCUGUACCCUGCGUAGCUGGUAGUUUUGUGUUGAGAGCGCGCAAAUGAGAAGCGAAGUUGCGAAAGCGCGGGCGAACGAGCGCGGCCUCAUUCUCCUUGCGGCAUCACCGCACGCCAUUGCCCCCCUCCUAACAUAACUGCCAGUUAAGUAAGCUAGCCGGACUCAUGUUCAUUUCUCCCUUACUGCUCGUGGCCUGAAAAUAGGGAGCUUAAGCAGCGACGUUUUUGAGCGACACACAUCAACCGGAAGUGAGGUAUUUUCCCUCUUAACAUGCCUUGAUGAUAUAAAAGUUCUAUUCCUUAGUUUCUCUACUGUUAUAGAGGCGAUUUGACUGAAAAUUUGCGCGAAACCACCGUCAAAAAAAUGAAAAAAGGCCACUUCCGGUUGACGUGCGUCGCUCAAAAACGUUGUUGCUUAAGCUCCCUAUUGCGCCAUGAAUACACCUCAUUCUGAGAUGCUAUUGAAAAAUUCUGAGCAACUGAGAUAAUGUAACGGUUCGGAAUACCAGGCCGCCGGGAUAACGCGAAACUAAAAACAAUGUUUCAUAUCUCUUCAACCUUCUAGAGGCCACCCAGUAGCAUUCAAUUCAUAAGUUACCUAAAACCUUUUUCACUUCCAGAGAAAGCGGCUCAACCUGCCUCGACUCCAGAGUGACGCCAGACAGUAA
This is a messenger RNA of Porites lobata, 1633 nucleotides long. NCBI's taxonomy places the organism in Eukaryota, Metazoa, Cnidaria, Anthozoa, Scleractinia, Poritidae. The record is from the annotation of a GenBank genome assembly.